Messenger RNA from Arabidopsis lyrata subsp. lyrata, 3255 nucleotides. RefSeq names its product pre-mRNA-processing protein 40A. Gene Ontology annotation, biological process: mRNA cis splicing, via spliceosome. The coding region runs from base 185 to 3085 and encodes 966 amino acids. Gene Ontology annotation, cellular component: U1 snRNP; U2-type prespliceosome. The record is from RefSeq and is a predicted model, not a curated record. Gene Ontology annotation, molecular function: RNA binding; protein binding. Lineage: Eukaryota; Viridiplantae; Streptophyta; Magnoliopsida; Brassicales; Brassicaceae. The transcript is spliced from 28 exons.
UUCGUCGAGAAUUAUUUGUUUUUGCAAUUCGUCGGAGUUUGGGUCGUUAAGUUUUCGAUUAGGGUUCAUAAACUUAGUAAAACCUCCAUCUGGUGAGACUUCGUCGUCGUCCUCGAUUCUCUCUGAUUCCUCAUCGGAACUGAUUAAGCCGCGAAUUUGAGAGGAAGCUUUAUUUUGUGUGAAGAUGGCGAAUAAUCCUCCGCAGUCUUCUGGUGCCCAGUUUCGGCCGAUGGCUCCUGGGCAGCAGGGUCAGCAUUUUGUUCCUGCAGCUUCACAACCUUUUCACCCUUAUGGACAUGUACCUCCAAAUGUUCAAAGUCAGCCUCCGCAGUAUUCUCAGCCGAUACAGCAGCAGCAGCUCUUUCCUGUGAGACCAGGCCAGCCUGUGCAUAUUACAUCAUCCUCACAGGCUGUAUUAGUUCCGUAUAUUCAAACGAACAAGAUUCUCACUUCUGGAUCUACUCAACCACAGCCAAAUGCACCUCAAAUGACGGGCUUUGCUACAUCUGGACCUCCAUUUUCUUCUCCAUAUACUUUUGUACCAUCAUCUUAUCCUCAGCAACAACCAACAUCCUUGGUCCAACCAAAUUCUCAGAUGCAUGUAGCCGGCGUCCCUCCAGCAGCAAACACUUGGCCUGUUCCUGUAAAUCAAAGUACCUCACUUGUUUCUUCUGUGCAGCAGACUGGGCAACAAACACCAGUCGCAGUUUCCACAGACCCAGGAAACUUGACUCCGCAAUCUGCAUCUGACUGGCAGGAGCAUACAUCUGUUGAUGGGAGAAAAUAUUAUUAUAACAAGCGGACGAAACAAUCAAAUUGGGAAAAACCUCUUGAACUGAUGACACCACUUGAGAGGGCUGAUGCAUCCACUGUAUGGAAGGAAUUUACAACACCUGAAGGAAAGAAAUAUUAUUAUAACAAGGUUACAAAGGAGUCUAAGUGGACAAUUCCGGAAGAUUUAAAGUUAGCUCGGGAACAAGCCCAACUAGCUAGUGAAAAAACGUCCCUUUCAGAAGCUGGAUCUACCCCUCUGUCCAACCAUGCUGCAUCCUCGUCUGAUCUAGCAGUUAGCACUGUGACUUCUGUUGUUCCCAGCACAUCUUCAGCACUUCCUGGACAUUCUUCAAGCCCUAUUCAAGCGGGUUUGGCUGUACCUGUCACUCGUCCUCCCUCUGUUGCUCCUGUUACUCCAACAUCUGCUGCAACUAGUGAUACUGAGGCUUCUGCAAUAAAACCCGAUAAUUUACCUUCUCGGGGGGCAGAUGAUUCAAAUGAUGGAGCUACAGCACAAAACAAUGAGGCUGAGAAUAAGGAAAUGUCUGUGAAUGGAAAAGCCAAUUUGUCACCUGCUGGUGACAAAGCAAAUGUCGAGGAACCUAUGGUAUAUGCUACUAAGCAGGAGGCCAAAGCUGCUUUCAAGUCUCUUUUGGAAUCUGUAAAUGUUCAUUCCGACUGGACAUGGGAACAGACAUUGAAAGAGAUUGUUCACGAUAAAAGAUAUGGUGCUUUGAGGACACUCGGUGAGCGGAAACAAGCGUUUAACGAGUAUCUUGGUCAAAGGAAAAAAGUGGAAGCUGAGGAAAGACGAAGGAGGCAGAAGAAAGCUAGGGAAGAAUUUGUCAAGAUGCUAGAGGAGUGUGAAGAACUUUCAUCAUCCAUGAAAUGGAGCAAAGCAAUGAGUUUGUUUGAAAAUGAUGAGCGCUUUAAAGCUGUUGAUCGUCCUAGGGAUCGUGAAGAUCUUUUUGACAAUUACGUUGUGGAACUUGAGAGGAAGGAAAGAGAAAAGGCAGCGGAGGAACAUCGGCAGCAUAUGGCAGAGUAUCGGAAGUUUCUUGAAACCUGUGACUAUAUCAAAGCUGGUACACAAUGGCGCAAAAUUCAAGAGAGACUGGAGGAUGACGAAAGAUGCUCAUGUCUCGAAAAGAUAGAUCGUCUGAUUGGUUUUGAGGAAUACAUGCUUGACUUAGAGAAGGAAGAGGAGGAGCAGAAGAGAGUAGAGAAAGAACAUGUACGGCGGGCCGAGAGAAAAAACCGUGAUGCACUUCGUACACUUUUGGAAGAACAUGUCGCUGCUGGCAUUCUUACAGCCAAGACGUACUGGUUGGAUUAUUGCAUUGAGUUAAAAGACUUGCCCCAAUACCAAGCUGUUGCAUCUAAUACAUCUGGCUCAACUCCGAAAGACUUGUUUGAAGAUAUCACAGAAGAAUUAGAGAAACAGUACCAUGAGGACAAGAGUUACGUAAAGGAUGCUAUGAAGUCAAGGAAGAUUUCCAUGGUCUCCUCGUGGCUAUUUGAAGAUUUUAAAUCUGCUAUUUCAGAAGAUCUCAGUUCUCAACCGAUAUCAGAUAUAAAUUUAAAGCUUAUAUAUGAUGACUUGGUUGGGAGAGCGAAGGAAAAAGAAGAAAAAGAGGCUAGAAAGCUUCAGCGUCUGGCUGAAGAAUUUACCAAUCUGUUGCACACUUUCAAGGAAAUAACCGCAGCUUCGAAUUGGGAAGAUAGCAAACAACUAUUAGAAGAAAGUCAAGAGUACAGAUCGAUUGGAGAUGAAAGUGUUAGCCGAGGGUUAUUUGAGGAAUACAUAACGAGUUUACAAGAAAAGGCAAAGGAGAAGGAGCGUAAGCGUGAUGAGGAAAAGGUUAGAAAAGAGAAGGAAAGGGACGAGAAAGAGAAACGGAAAGACAAGGAUAAGGAGAGAAGGGAAAAGGAAAGAGAACGUGAAAAAGAGAAGGGAAAAGAGAGGAGUAAACGGGAAGAAUCAGAUGGUGAGACUGCUAUGGAUGUGAGCGAAGGUCACAAAGACGAGAAAAGAAAGGGAAAAGAUCGAGACAGAAAACAUCGGAGACGGCAUCACAAUUCUGAUGAAGAUGUCAGUUCUGAUAGGGAUGACAGAGAUGAGUCGAAGAAGUCCUCUCGUAAACAUGGUAAUGAUCGUAAAAAAUCAAGAAAGCACGCAAACUCACCUGAAUCAGACAGUGAAAACCGGCAUAAAAGACAGAAGAAGGAACAGCGGGAAGGUAGUCGUCGAAGUGGUCAUGACGAGCUAGAGGAUGGAGAAGUUGGGGAGGAUGGUGAAAUCCGACAUUAAUCGCUGACAAGUCGUAAAAAGUAUUUGUCACAUUUUUGCUUCAUCUGGAAACCUUUCUACAUCUCAAUUACUUUCUUGAUUCAUCUUUUUACACUGUAAUGAUAAUUUUACUUUCUUUUCAUUUCUCUGUUAAUUGGAUAUAUACCGAAAUCUUUAAUUCUUACUGUCAA